UAAAAACUGCAAAUCUUCACGUGUCUUCUCUUUUGAUCCAUCACAUGUUCUCUCCUUUCUUUGCCUCUCUCUGCAAAUCUAAUCCUUUCUCUUUUUGUAAUUCAUCUUCCCCAAAAGAAACCCUUUAAAAUUUAUAUACAUAUAUACAUAUAUAUAUAUAUCCACCUACACGACUUUGGCAUGGACAAGAAGAAGAUUGUUGCUGCUUCAACUUCAUCUUCUUCGUCUUUCGACCAUAUAUUUGGUCCACGAGUCUCUUCAUCACCUUCUUCAUCAUCCACUGGAUUGUUCAAAUCCAUCUUCCCACCACCCUCUGCGGGUAUGUUGGGGAGGCAAGUGAACUUUGCAAGUCAAGGUGGACAAGUGAAGUAUCAAACUCCAUAUGAAAGAGGUGAAAGAAGCAACAAAAAGGAGAAAAAGAGUUACCAUAAUGAGGAAACAGAACCACCAUGCCACUUGAGCUCAUCCAUUUACUAUGGAGGCCAAGAGAAAUAUUCCUCUACAACGACUACCACCAAAGAUACUUACAAGCAAGAUGGCGAGGAAGGCGAUUCCAAAAGCGCAUCGAGAGGAAACUGGUGGCAAGGGUCGCUUUAUUACUAGCAUGAACUGCAUGUAAUGCAAUCCUGAUUUUGAGGAAUUAAGAGACAUAUCCUGGUCUAAUAUCUUAAUAUGAAAAUUUAAGGGUGGCUAUAUGAUUAAAAAGGAGAGUAGUAGUAUAUUACACUAUAUAAACGUCCUUACUAAAUUAAAGAGUGUAUUGUAUAAAAAGAAGAGUGACUUGUUCUUGACAUGUCGAUUUGUUCUGUUUUACGCAAAACGCAACACUAAGACAAGCCUCUGUCUGAUGAUAUAUAUAUUAAUGUUUGUCUAAUAGUGUCUAUGUGAUGUGAUCCUAUAUAUAUAUGAUGCAUUAUUGCUAUAUGAAUGAUUGUAAUAGUAGUACUUUCUAUUUAUAUAUCAUAACGAAUAAAAGCAUAAAUCUAU
Messenger RNA from Thlaspi arvense, 987 nucleotides. Lineage: Eukaryota; Viridiplantae; Streptophyta; Magnoliopsida; Brassicales; Brassicaceae. The record is from the annotation of a GenBank genome assembly.